AUGGCUAAGGCCAAGCCUAAGGCCGCCGCCGCAAAAGCCAAGACGGCGGUUCUGGCGGCCCAAAUGAAAGCAAAGCCGAAAAAGCCUAAUCCCUUUGAGCUAAAAGGCUCUAAAGGGCAUUUCGACACUAUCGGCAGGAGGGUCAGCGGCAAGAAGCAGAACGUUAUCCAGGCCCGGCAAGAAGCCGUCAAUCGAAGGAAAAAGACCCUGCUGGUAGAGUACCGACAGCUUCGGAAGGCUAACACGUUCAUCGAUCGACGCUUUGGCGAGACUGAUCCCGAGCUUACAGAGACUGAUAAAGGCAUCGCAAGGCUGCAAGCGCAGCGCAUCCAGGAGGAGCGCAAAAAGAAGAAACGCGGUGCCAAGUUCACCUUGAGCGACGCUGAUGGCGGAGAGGGUGGGGACGGAGAGGGUCUCACCCAUCUGGGUCGGUCCCUCGCGGAUGACAUCAAAGACCUAAUGGAUGUAGCUGGCUUCUGGAAAGGGUUUGCAUUGCAACUGCUGUCGUUGCUGGACAUACGACAGGGUUCUUUGCCGAAUGGUGGUGACGCUUUAUGUUUUUUUGCUUGUCCUCGGCCGGAGUUUGAUGACCUUGACGAGGAAAUGGUGGAGGACCUUGUGGCGCAAUACCAUUUCGGAGGUGGAGCUGCCGAGGAGCAGGGCGGCGAUGGCGCGCGAGAGGGUGAUGCGGUCCGAGGGUCAGACGGCAAGCCCAAGACACGUAAGCAGAUUAUGGAGGAAAUUAUCGCCAAGAGCCGCAUGUAUCGGGCUCUGAAGGCCAAGCAGCGAGAGGAGGACGAGGCCGCCCUUGAUGCUGUCAAUGAGGAGUUUCGGGAGCUGGUGCGCUCGGCGGCACUCACCCGUCUUAUCAAGGCGCCCGGGGAGAACAAAGGCAUCAAGGUGAAGGCUGAUAACCCGGAGGACGCUGCCUACGACGUGGCGGCUCGUGAGCUGGCGUUCGAGUCCAAGGGAGCUGCUGGGGAGCGCACCCUCUCCCCCGAGGAGCUCCUCGAAAAGGAGCGACAGCGGCUGGAGAAGUUGGAGAAGGAGAGGCUCAAGCGCAUGCGGGGCGAAGAUGAUGAUGAGGAUGGCAGCGAGGAUGAAGAGGAAGCCGGUGAAGAAGAUGAGGGUGGGCGGCGCAAGCGGCGUCGAGAGCUGCCAUCGGGUGACGCACUUGGGGACGAUUACGACUCGGAAGAUGACGGAGAGGAGGACGAGGAUGUGGAUGAGGAAGAUAUUAACAAGGUUAAAAAUCCCAAGGCAGUUUCGGAGCUGGAGAAGCGGCGCAUGAUGGCGGCUGCGGGGAACCAUCCACUGCAGGAAAGUUUCCGUGCCGCGGCGGCUGCCCUGGCGAAGAAGUACGGCGUAGAGGCAGCCAAGAAUCCCUACCUUGAAGGUGAUGAGGAGGAGGACGAAGGCGAAGACAGCGAGAGUGAGGAAGGGGAGGAGGAUGAAGAAGGGGAGGAGGACGAGAGUGAAGAGGCUGAUGGCGGUACCGAGUCAGGGAGCUCUGAAGUGGAAGGCGAGGAGGACGAGAGCGCAGAUGAGGAAGAGGACGACGACGCUAUUGAAGAGCAGCUGAUGCAGCGACGCAACCCCGCCCAUCCGGCCUCCACCUCGCGCCCGGGAGACGACGGCACCGGCGAAGCCAAGAAGACCAAGGCCCGCUCUACCGACAACGCCCAACCAAACACAUCAGCAAAAAAGGUCUCCAAGUCUACCGCUGUCGCAACGACAACGUCCAAAUCCUUAGAUGGGCCUCUUGACCUGCCGUACACCAUACCGUUGCCAUCUACGUACAAUGAGUUUGCGGCGCUGGUGAAUGGCCGCCCAGCUGAGGAUCUUCAUACUGCAAUCAGCCGUAUCCGGACUUUCAAUGCGGUGGCUCUGGCUACGGAUAACAAACGAAAGAUGCAGGAAUUUUACGGCAUUCUCGUACAGCACUUCGCAAUUGAGGCGGGCAAGUCGCCCUUGCCUGUCUCCUCUCUGGAUGUCUUGACCCGCGUUCUCCUGGAGCUGGCGCCAGAGGUGCCGUACUACGCCGCCACGGUUGCCCGUGCGCGCCUCGGCCGCAUGGCGGACCAGCUGACUGCAGCCCUGGCGGCACUCGGCGGCGCGGUGGCGCGCGAAGCCGCCGGUACUGCUGCUGCGGCGGCGGCGGUAGCAGCUGCUGAGGCGGCUUCGCCGUGGCCGUCUGCACGUGUGGUGUUGCAGCUGAAGCUGUUUACGAUGCUAUUCCCGACAAGUGAUCGGCGGCAUCCGGUACUUACACCUGCAGCUCUAUUGGUUGGCAAGUACCUGAAUCAAUGUGUGGUCAGUAACGCCCACGAGGCGGCCGUGGGGCUGUGUCUGUGUGGCCUGAUGACCCACAUGGCUGCACCCGCACACAGAACCACGCCGGAGGUGCUCGUCUUCCUUCGCGACUGUUUGGCGGCGUUCCAGCCCUUAGGGUUAGAACAGCAGCGGUCAUCAGGGGCAUCAGCGCAGACCCGGCAUGCUUCGGCAUCGCCCUCGGCCAAGAAGCGGAAAGGCGAUGACCGCGGCGUCGAACCUAUCCAGCAGCAGGAUCCAGACACGUUUGUGCGGUUUGCUCCUGGGCUGUUAUCACUGUGGGGCACAAAGCCGGCGGCAGAUUCACCUCCCCCGUUGGAAUUCUACGGCGUGCUUGGCAUGUCUGCCAGGCACCCACGUGUCGGCAGCGAUGCCUUCAAGCUGGGUUUGCUCCGCGUUGCGCUGCACAGCGUGAGGCGUGUGGCGAUGCUGGCAUCGGAAACAGGGUUGGUGUGCUUUGAGCAGCUCUUUGCACCGUUGAAGUCUGUGGUUUUGGAGCUCCAGCGAAUAGACCGAGCGCUACCGGAGGAGCUUCGAGCUCUGAGGGCAUCCGUGCUGAAGCAGCUGUCUGACGCCACGGUGUCCUGCGUGGCAUCUCGGCGGCCGUUGGUGCACACCGCCAGGGCCCAAGCUGCCGCCGCUGCCGCGGGCGUGGUUCCAGCUGCUGCGGUCCGCGAGUUCAACCCGCGUUUCGAGGACGGAUUUGUCGCAGGUCGCGACUACGACCCCGACCGCCAGCGGGUCGAGGCCAGGCGGCUUAAACGGGCGCUGGUCAAGGAGCGACGCGGUGCCAUCCGUGAGCUUCGUCGUGAUGCGGUGUUCAUGGCGGAGGAGCGAGACCGGGAAACCGCCCGAGUGGACGCAGAGCGCCUCGAGAGCGAGCGGCGUUUCUACUCGGAGCUGCAGCGCCAGGAGGCGGAUCUGCGUAGCGGCGGGCAGGGGGGCAUGAAUCCGCACUUGCGGAAGAAAAAGGGGGGCAAGCGGUGAUGACGGCCGGGAUGGCCGUGUAAGGAAGAAUGGGAGACAGGUGAUCACCUUGGGCCGAACUCGGAUUGGAGGAUUGUGGCUGCAAGGUAGCGAUCGAUGCUGGGCGGAGCAAUAAUGCAUAUCUGCACCAGCGGGCCGAACAACAACCGACGUGUUGCGUUGCAAACGUUAAAUGACCUUCCGUCAAGGCAGCUUUGUAACAUGCCGAAGAAGCG
Messenger RNA from Volvox carteri f. nagariensis, 3533 nucleotides. RefSeq lists its product as uncharacterized. Gene Ontology annotation, cellular component: nucleolus; small-subunit processome; Noc4p-Nop14p complex. The record is from RefSeq and is a predicted model, not a curated record. Gene Ontology annotation, biological process: maturation of SSU-rRNA. The transcript has 15 exons. Bases 1 to 3318 code for a protein of 1105 amino acids. Lineage: Eukaryota; Viridiplantae; Chlorophyta; Chlorophyceae; Chlamydomonadales; Volvocaceae.